UACGUCCUGGUAUUUACCCUACAGUUCAUGUAUAUCACGAUUCCAAUUCACCCUAUAGUCUGUGAUACCGUUCGCAUCGACCACGAAGGUCCAGUCUACUUCUACAGGCAGUUACAAGACUUGUCUACGCGUGGAUAGAAGCGGACGGAGUCGGUCUGAUCCAGGCCUCUCUUCGUUCAUCCCCUACUCGAUCGCGCGACGUGCACCCCUUCGCGCGCGCAUCGUUUCCCAAGGUUCUGCGUCGGCAAGUGUGCUUGCCCGUCACGCGCAUGUUCGAGAACGUCACGAGCGAAAGACUGGCCGAAUUCGAACAAGUCCUAAGUCGAGCUAAAUCUAAUGCCUCAUUUUAAUAAUUAACUCGCAGCAUUCCCUCCCCGCAAAUUCUCAAUUUCACGUUAGUUCUCACGUACCGCAUUGAGAAUACGUUCCUCUUUACGAGAAAUGUGCUUACUCGGAAAAUGUGGUCCGACGUAGCAGCAGGAAGACGCUUUACAAAGUUUUAUGGAAUUAAAACCAUAGCGAGCUGAUACUUACGGACGUAUAAUCUUAAGAGGAUUGCUUCGAGGAUGCUAAAACGAUCGAGCCACAGGUGAUAUGGUGGAUGUUUGAACGCGGGUAAAGAUUGGGAUUUAAUCGAACGAUCAGCGGUGGACGGCUGCUGUCCUAUCCGGGUGCUCGUCAUGAAAAUUCGAGAGCAGCCGCGGAGUGACAAGUAGCUCUCGAUCGAGAACGUAUCGUGAUAUCUGAUAUGAUAGGGUAUGAUGUGACGCCACGGGCGUGCGUGUGGCACGGAUGCCAAGUUGAGGCCCUUCAAUGGAGAUCCUCGUCGGUUUCAACGGUUCGAGUAAUUUGCGUUUGGAUUCCUCAAUUCCAGAGAUUUUUUGCAUUUUUACAUAGUGAAAGGAGGACUAUAAAAAGCAUCGAGUCGCAUGUCAGAGUCACAAUUCGAUCUUACCAUCUCAGCUGGAGACACCACCAUGAACAACUCCGUGAUCUUUGUCUUAAUCGUUUCGACGAUCGUUGUUGGCAACGGAAAGAGCAUCGAGAAGCGUGGCACCUUAAGCUCGUCUUAUCGAUCGCAAUAUCUUCCACCGGCGGCACCUUCUUCCAUUUUUACCGGCGCCCCGUCUCCGACCUAUGCAGCUCCAGCUUUCGCCCCAGUUUCAUCUUUAACUGUCCCAUCGUCGGCUUACGGUGUUCCAGCUCCAGUUUCAUCUCCGAUACAAUCGGUGGCUGCUAUCUCGGCUGUACCAGCGCCAGCCUUCACCGUUCCAGCACUUCCGUCUUCGACUUACGGCGUCCCGGGUUCGUCGGUGGCGGGUUCGUCGGUGGCGGGUCCGUCUUACGCUCUACCCGCACCAGCCAGCAGCGUGUCGUUCGUGUCUCAACCAGGUUUCGUGAGCUCCACGUUCGGCAGCGGAGUCGCAAGCUCCGUUUCGCUAUCUAAUGUACCCAGCGAUUCGUAUGGAGUUCCGAGUCCAAUCGCUGGCCCUCCGAGCCGAGUUCAGCUAAGUCUUCCGAGCGUCGGCUAUGCCAAUGGCAACGGAGCUUUGCUGGGUCAGUUCAGUUUGCCGAGCAAGAGCUAUGGUGUACCGAGUACGGUCCAGGUUGGAUCUGGGAUUUCGUCCACUUUGUUGGCCAGCCAAGGCGAUGGAUACUCGUACCCGGUACCGUCGAGGAAGCUCGUUAUUUAAAUUAAUCCAGGCGACGCGACCAGCGUCGAUUGACAGAUUUUUGUACAUUGA
Ceratina calcarata is the source of this 1745-nucleotide messenger RNA. Its product is annotated as cuticle protein 16.5. NCBI's taxonomy places the organism in Eukaryota, Metazoa, Arthropoda, Insecta, Hymenoptera, Apidae. The record is from RefSeq and is a predicted model, not a curated record. Bases 930 to 1694 code for a protein of 254 amino acids. The transcript has 4 exons.